Drepanopeziza brunnea f. sp. 'multigermtubi' MB_m1 is the source of this 1881-nucleotide messenger RNA. RefSeq lists its product as uncharacterized. The record is from RefSeq and is a predicted model, not a curated record. Gene Ontology annotation, biological process: vesicle budding from membrane; clathrin coat assembly; clathrin-dependent endocytosis. Lineage: Eukaryota; Fungi; Ascomycota; Leotiomycetes; Helotiales; Drepanopezizaceae. Gene Ontology annotation, molecular function: clathrin heavy chain binding; phosphatidylinositol-4,5-bisphosphate binding; SNARE binding. Gene Ontology annotation, cellular component: clathrin-coated vesicle; clathrin-coated pit.
AUGGCAAGCUCCUUCGAGAAGUCGGUCAAAGGGGCAACCAAGAUCAAGGCAGCCCCGCCCAAGUCAAAAUACAUUGAGCAUAUCUUAAUAGCGACACAUGCUGGAGAAUCAGGAGUGGCCGAGGUGUUCCGGGCGUUGCAGAACCGUCUGCGCGAUUCGACAUGGACUGUGGUAUUCAAGAGUCUGAUCACAGUACAUCUCAUGAUCAGAGAGGGGUCCCCGGACGUGACGUUGGCAUAUCUUGCGCGGUAUAGGAAUAUGCUAGCCAUAAGCAGUUUCUCCGACGUCCAAACCCAGGGCCGCAAUAUUCGGCAUUACACAAACUACCUGAGUGAGAGGGCAAGGGCAUUCAGAGAUACGAAGACCGACUUCGUCAGAGCGGCGGAGAACAGGUUGGAGAAGAUGACGGUGGAAAAGGGUUUGCUGAGAGAGACCGAGACUGUCCAGCAUCAGAUUACAGCUCUAUUGAAAUGCGAUGUCCUGGAUAACGAGCCCGAGAACGAAAUCACAAUUACAGUGUUUCGAAUGCUUGUACUAGACCUUCUGGCGAUGUUUCGUGUGAUGAACUUGGCUGUGAUUAACAUUUUGGGCCACUUCUUCGAGAUGUCGCGCCCAGAUGCCGAAAGAGCACUGGAGAUUUAUAAGAAUUUCACAAGACAGACCGAGUUCGUGGUCCAAUAUCUCGUCACUGCGCGACAGUAUGAACACCAGACUCGGCUCGAAGUGCCAAAAUUGAAACAUGCCCCAGUCCAUCUUGCCAAGCAGCUCGGGGAAUAUCUGUUGGAGCCGGACUUUGAGGUCAACAGGAGACAGUAUAUUGCAGAAUUGGAGUCGAAGAGAAACAGGACGAAUGGUGCAAGUAGCAAAUCCAUUGCAGCAGCAACGAAGAGCGCUUCGGAAGCUCGAUCUGGGGCUGGCAAGGCGUUCCCUGAUGCACCGCCAACAACUAUGAAGCCAGCUGCUCAACCUGGGAAAGGGCCUGAUCUAGAUUUGAUCGAUUUUUUCGAGUCGAUUGAGCAACACCAGCAGCCUCUGGCAAUUCAAUCUGGAAUGCAACAAGGUCCCCCCCAGUUCGAUAACGGGGUACCUUUUCAGAUGCAAUCGCCGCAACCUCAGCAAACUCUAGACAAUGGCUUCGUCCAGCAACAGACUGGAUUUCAGGGAGGUCCCAACCCAUUCCAUCAACAGCCUCAGCAGGUCCAGCCACCCUUCAGUAUUGGAUUUCCUGCGCAGCCCGGCCCUGUUCAGACAAACUUUACAGGCUCUGGCUUUGGAGGCUUCUCUCCCCAGCCAUCCUCCUUCCAACCCGGGAACCUAUCGUCGAUCCCACAGGACUCGCCUGCAUCUUUCCAACAACAAGUACCGCAACAGCAAAUGCCCAUGGCCAACCUGCAAACCGGAGCUCAGCAGACUACGAAUCCUUUCCGUCAGUCAAUGAUGACGGCGAACACGACGGGCAUACCUGGGUCUUCGUAUCCUGCCCCAACCCCUAAUACGUUACCUGUAGUUCCCCAGUCUACGAAUCCCUUCGCCAAGUCGAUAUCGUCAGCACCGCAGGCUUUUACGCCCCCACCUGACCACCAAUUCCAGCAGCAGAUACUGCAACAGCAAACUGCGGCUCCUUUCAGGUCCAUGGCAACAGGCACCAAUCCUUUCGCCAAAAACUUGGCAUUGAACAAUACCAGCCAGCGGCCGCACACGAGUAGCGGGUUGGCCCCUCAGCCAACCGGGAGUACAAAUCCAUUCAGACAGAGUCAGUUCGUGAACACGGCUACAGGGUCGGGAUGGCAGCAUCAUCAGAAGCCAAUUGGGGGAGGACUCGACAGUCUCGAAACUGUCCCGGUAUUUCCACGACCGGCGCAGCAGCCGGCGUGGCAGUAG